Danaus chrysippus (African queen) is the source of this 345-nucleotide messenger RNA. Lineage: Eukaryota; Metazoa; Arthropoda; Insecta; Lepidoptera; Nymphalidae. The record is from the annotation of a GenBank genome assembly.
AUGAAGGUAAUUAUUCUCGCCGCCAUUCUAUCGCUGGUACAAGCCAGGCCAGGGUUGUUCUUUGCCCAGCCAUUACACGCCCCAGGGGUAGAAUAUGCCCAGCCUUCCCCUGUUAUACAUUCCCACCCAGCAGUUGAAGCGAAUGCUGCUAGCGAAGCCCAAUUGCCACCACAAUUAUUGAAAUCACACGCUUUUUAUAGCAACCCGGCCAUAGCUGCCGGUCUGGCAAAAGAGUCCUGGUUCACGCAAAAAGAAAUGCAAGUUGUUGAAAGAGAGGCUGAGAAAAUACCACGUCAAAGGAUAUACGAUAUCGUAAAAAAUGCUGGUUUUUUGGACAGGCAUUAA